Dermacentor silvarum is the source of this 937-nucleotide messenger RNA. RefSeq lists its product as uncharacterized. The record is from RefSeq and is a predicted model, not a curated record. The coding region runs from base 92 to 691 and encodes 199 amino acids. Lineage: Eukaryota; Metazoa; Arthropoda; Arachnida; Ixodida; Ixodidae. The transcript is spliced from 2 exons.
UUCGCAAAGCAAGUCAGUCGCCACUGAAGUAGGUACCCGAGCCGUUUACAGAAGGUCUUGUUCUUGUCCCCCCUCGAUCUCCUUUGUCACUAUGAAGUUCUUCAUUGCCAUUGGUAUGCUCGCCCUCGUGGCUUGCACGACUUUCGCCGAUGAGGCCGCCAAGAAAGACGAGAAGAAGGAAGAUAAGAAGGACGUUGAAGGCCGUGGUGGCGUCCUGGGUGGCUUGGGCGGUUACGGCGCCGGCGUCGGACCCGGUCUUGUGGGCGCUGGACUUGGAGGCCCCGGGCUUGUUGGUGGCGGAGUAGUCGGUAACCCUGCUCUUGUCGGAACCGGCCUCGGGCAUGGAGUUGGCCUGGGACAUGGCGUCGGCGGUGGCUUCCAGUCAGGAUACGGUGCUACUGCCGGCGGACACCAGGCGGGCUUCAAGAAGGGCGCCGCAGGACACAACCAGGGAUCCGGUGCCUUCGCUGGCGGCUCUGCCCACAGGAACGUCAAUGCCUUCAACAACAACCAGGGUUACAGUCACAGCUCAGGCUUCUCCUCCAGCGACAGCAAGAGCUUCGGUUCUGGCCAGCACCAGGGUUCCUCUGGCUUCCAGGGAGGCGCCGCUGGAAACCAGGCCGGAUUCGGACAGUCCUCUUUUGGAAAGGCUGCAGGAGUGGGCCACGCGGGUGUCGGCCUCCACGGCUAAAGCGAACAUUAUUUAUUCAACAUCAAAUCAUUACAAAAUCGCCACAAUUACUGAUUUUAUAAAACGGUAAUUUGCUCAACGAGCUUUCACAGAACCAGAUAUGCUGCUACAGAGUGCUUCAUUUUUAUUAUGGUAGCAGCCCGUCUAAGAGAACUUGAGAACACAGCACUGUUACUUUUGUUGUUGUUUCCGUGUUUAGCAGCUAAGUCAUCCAAAGAAUGAAUAAAAUGUGGCUGUGAAAACCUU